This is a messenger RNA of Echinococcus granulosus, 5070 nucleotides long. RefSeq names its product Metastasis-associated protein MTA3. Gene Ontology annotation, cellular component: cytoplasm; actin filament. Lineage: Eukaryota; Metazoa; Platyhelminthes; Cestoda; Cyclophyllidea; Taeniidae. Bases 1 to 5070 code for a protein of 1689 amino acids. Gene Ontology annotation, molecular function: microtubule binding; chromatin binding; actin binding. Gene Ontology annotation, biological process: actin filament polymerization. The record is from RefSeq and is a predicted model, not a curated record. The transcript is spliced from 12 exons.
AUGGACAGCGUAGGGAGCGGGCCCUUCGUCACCUUGCAGGUCGACGGUAGGAUCGAGAAGAUGGCUACAGACGCAAUAAAUACUUUAGAGGCUGUUCCGACAACCGGUGACGAUGAACCCGUGAAACCGUCCUUGACUGCAGAGGAAACUAUUAUGGAUUCUCAUCAGAACAACGACUCCUCUACACCUGAACCAGUAAAAGAGUUGCCUCUCCGUCGAAGUAACCGUGGAAAAGGUCGUUCGGAUAGGGUUAACCAUGGGGACGAACGUGUUCAGUCCUGUGUCUUUGCCACUGUGGAAUAUAAACCCUCAGAUUACGUCUACUUUGAGGAGGCCGACUCGGACUGCUACGCUAUCGGAAUAAUUGACGAGAUCAAGCUUUCACGACGGGAGAAGUGCACCCUGGUUGUGAAGUACUUUUGGCGGACUUUUGAUGUGCCUGAGGUUUCCAAACAAGCGUUGUUGGAUCGUGAGAGUGCAGACAAAGGUGAUUCUCGAAUUCUUGCUCGGGAACUUUUUAUUACCGACCUGCAGACUUCCAUUGAUUCCACUCUCCUUCGUGGCAAGUGCUCUGUUGCCCAGUUCCCCGAACUAAUCAACGCCUUGGAAUCCUUUGAUCCCAAUGUGGAGGACUCUUUUUAUUAUGUUUAUGCCUUUAACCCUGAGUCGAAACGUCUGCUCUCCAUUCGGGCUGAAAUAAAGAUUGGACCAGCCUACCAGGCUACCUGGCUGCCACCUUAUAGAGGCACACACCCAAUCACACAUCGGUGUGACAAACACAACUCUGUGUUGAACCGUUUGCGGGAAACACAGAACACUGCGGCAGAGGUACUGCUACGAAAAUCCCUCAAACGCCAGCACUGUUGCCUCGAGGCUUCGCGUACUUCCACCUCACACUGCGAGCAUGUCUGCUUGUUGCGGGUUGAAGAAAGCCCCCCAAAACAAUGGGAGGAAUUAAUUUGGCACCCUGAAGGUCUCGAAACCUCCCUGCCCUUCAGAGAGGAGGCGGAGGAAGCUGAAGGGGAUGCCGAGAGUGAGGGCAUUCGAGGCGACUUCACCGAUCGCCGGCUGAAGACCUACCUCGACGCCGUACGCUCUCUCGUUGCUAUCUUCGCCUUCGGCGGCGCUGACGACGAUCUAAUUUCUGCGGAGAACGGGCACGUGGUUGCCAAUCUGGUUGCCACCACGCAGCACGCCUACGACACUCUUCACGCCUGUGGAUACGAUGUCGCCAGGGCACUGGAGGCUAUUCGCGACAACCCGGUCGUCUCCCUCGACACACCUCAGCACUGGACGGCGGAGCAGGUUCGUCGGUUCUACGCAGCCAUCAAAGUCCACGGGAAGAACUUCCAUGCUAUCCAUAAGGAUUAUUUCUCUCCCAUUACUGCGGUGGAUCCCAUAACCGGCAUUGGUGGUGGUGCGGUUGUCGAGGCACUGACAUCUCGUAACGCCCGUGGUCGCAAACGCCGGGGUAACGCGCAAGCGGAUGCUAAGAUCGCCACAACCGCGGUUGCCGAACUUGACACGAUAAAAAAGGAUGAGGAAGACGAUAAACCGGAAUGCGAUACAAAGGAGACGAUGAAGAAUGCAGAGACCAACGAUGGAGAGAUUGAAGAUGAAGAGACAGAGGAUGUCAAAGAUGGAGAGGGUGAAAUUUGCAGAUCCACUCGAACGCUAUUCCAGCCGACCCGAGAGAAGACGGUUAAACAACUGGUGACCUUCUACUACUACUGGAAGCGGAAAAGCACUUCCAAUAUCACAUCUGCGGCUGCUCACGCUGCUGCUGUUGCUGCUGCAGCUGCUGCAGCCGCUGUAAAUACUGGCACCCCCUUCCGAGGCUCCACUGUGGAGGCCAACUUUAAUCGGGGUUUUGCAGCCACCAAGAAGCGCAAGACAGGCAUCAUAGAAUGCUCGGACUCAACCGUUAUGAAUAGCAAUAAUCCUCCCGAGUCGGAGAAUGACGAAACUGGAGUCGAUACACCGCGGACGGAUCUUGCUGCCUCGCCAGCCGAUAUGGCUGCAGUCGUCACGGACGUGAUUGACGAAGGUGAAGAGCCUUCCAAGACAUCGGAAGACUCGACAGAAGUUGUGCGGCUGUGCCGGAAUUGCUGUGCUGAACCCAUCGAGUCUCCAUCUCCACUAUCAACAAUGACUCAGAAGCACCACCAAGCGGGUGUGGAGAGGCCCUUAGUUACUCACGUCUGUGCCAAAUGCCGGAUGCACUGGCGAAAGUAUGGGGAAGUGCCUAAAUUUCCACCUGACAAGUCGACGAUACCGCCUGUGGAACAGGUGGAGGGGCAGGAGGAGGAGGAGGAGUUGGAGGUAAAGGCCGACAAAACAAGUGGCGAGAAAGCAACGCGCAUUGAAGCCGCGGCAUCAACUGCCCAGCAGCUGCAAGACGGAGUCACCUCCGUUGAAAAUCACAGGAAGAAAAGCAUGCUAGCAAAUGCAACUAAAAUGGCAAGAAUGAGUGGUGUAGAGGAGGCAACAUCGGAAAUGCCCCCCGAUUCGGUCUGUUCUUUCUGCGAUGCCUAUUCACCCACCUACGCCUCCUGCUGGCCCUCACCACUACUCAAGCUGGAUGGAGCCAGCUCUGACAGCAAGCUCUACUUCACCACUGCGCCACCCAGUACCGAUCCAAUUACCAUAAGGAGUGUCUCUCCACCGUCAGGUGACCAGCGCCCAAUCGCUGUCACACCUGAGCCAGUUUCCGUCGGGGACGCGUCGACUCUGAUCGAAGCUCGGGCAGGGGUCGCUUCCACUCCCUGUUCCAGCGGCAUUCACAUGUCAAAGUACUCAUCGCUGCGGAAUAUUUGGGAUCGGUCAAUCGGUCUUCCCUCCUCGCUCUCGUCUGUCUCCUCCGCAUCGUCAGAAGUGCAAAAUCUUAGCAGCUGCGCUCGCACCGAUGCCGAAUUUAUGGCCGCUACCACUGCUUCGGAGGCACAACCUUCGCAGCUUGCAUCAUUUCAACUGCCUCAACCAAAUCCCUCUGCAUCACUUCCACCACUGAAACGAUUUACUAACUACAUGGCCUCUGCUGCUGCAGCCGCAGCGGAUUUUGGCGCCUCUGGCUUUAACUUUCCUUUUGAUAAGGAGCAAAUGCAGAUUUUGAUGCAACAGUACUUUUCUAAAACCUCGGAGGCCUCACAACAGUUGCACCAACAACAACAGCAGCAGCAGCAGCAGCCGAUGGAACUAACGGCGAAGGCUCGGGCACCGCCGCCACCGCCGCCAGCGGUACCACCCGCCUCGCCGCAUCUGGCAAUGAAUGAGCCAAGCCUGUUGACCUCCUCAAAAUGCUUUGUACCAUCAGUAGACCAGCCACUAAAUCUCAAGGGUCCAAUCAGGGCUACCACGCACGCACGGGGCACCUUCUAUCCGCCCACUGGGGUGCCCCCUAGCGGUCCGACUGCCUCUAUGCCGCGACAGCAACAACAAGCAACGGCGAUGCUGUCGAUGCGCAGUAGUAAUGUCAGCGGUGGAGCAGGGAGGUACUCUUCUACCUCUGGAGGGGGUUUGAGGCCGCCGCCACCACCACCACCACCACCACCCUCGCCCUUCGGUGGUGGUUUGGGCGGACGGCCUUCUUCAUCUACCGCCUCUGCUCGCUUUCAGUGCGCUUCUGGUUCCUCUCUUGCUGUUGCACACUCAAUGGAGGCAAUUCCAACCGAGCCGGCCCUUAUCAACGCCUUCGUGAAAGACCAAUUCAUUGCCUCGUCCAUGGCGCGUUCUGGAAACUUCCAACAACUCCAACAUCACCAACAGUCGCAGCAGCAGAGGUCUUCCAUUCCGGCUACGAGAGCUGGUGGUAUACCAGUCGAAAGUGUGGAGAAGAUGAAUCAAAUGCUUGCCAGUUUUGCUGCUGGUGGUGGACAGAAAGGCUCUACUCUGCCGCCGUCGCAGAAGCAGCAGCAGCAGCAGCACUCGAGAGACGCCGUGAUGGAUGUCGCUACUGCUGCAGCACUCCGUUCUCACACAUCAAUCGGUGAAGCGAGGAACGCUGACGUCAUGCAUCGCUAUCAGAUGGCGUACCAGCAACAACAACAACAACAGCAGCAGCAGCAGUGGGAGCAGCAAAUGCAGCAGUUGCAACGUUUCCUGCAGACAGUUACUCCACAGCAACAACAGCAGGUGAUGAUGAUGUUGUUUUCUCAAAUCCACCACCAGCAGCAACAACAACAACAACAGCAACAAUCACACCAACAUCCACCGACACCGCCAAAUCGACUUGCGCAACCACCGCCGACUUUUCACCAUCAUCACCAGCAGCACUCGUCAAUGCCAUCGUCCUUCGCACCGCCACCACCGGCACCGGCACCAGCACCAGCACCACAAUCACAAUAUCGGAUGCAGAACAGCGGAGGCUAUAGCCAACAGUCGCAACAGAAGACGAGAAUACCGCCCACGCCUUCUUUGGCGUCCUCUUCGUCGACAUCGUCUUUGGCGACAGCGGCGACAGCGGUGACAGCACCUACCUCCGUUUCCUCCUCUGUAUUAUCCAAUUCCAAUUCUGGAUUUCACCGCAACCCAUCGGUCUUCCUGUCUCAACAACAACAACAACAGCAACAGGAAUUACAACCGUCGCCUCAAAUGCAGCCCUCGCCAUGGUCCAUGGACUACUACUCGAAUUUAGCGAAUUUUUCACCGAAAUUGGCACAAAUGUCACAACUGUCACAAUUCCUUAAGUUGUACGACGCUCCCAAUCCGGCCAUUGUGGCUGCCGCCAUUGCCGCUGCGGCAAAUGCAGUCGACUCAACACCCCUCCGUCAUCAACAGCACCAGCAUCUUCAACAGCAGGAACAACAACAACAACACCAACACCAACACCAUCUUCGUGCUGGUGCCAAUAGCAGUAGUUCUACUCAGCCCCUGCCACCACCUCCACCACCACCGGCACCACCACCACCACUGCAACCAUCUGUCUCCGCUUCUGCGUCUUCAAGAGCUGUGAUGGCCCUCCAGGAGUCGGAAGCCCUUAGCGAACUGCUUCGCUUAAUGGCGCAGCAUCAUUCACCACAAUCCAACUCCGGUCACCACCACCGCCACCAUCAUCAGCAUCAGCAGCAGUAG